AGUUGGCUUAUCAUUCUGAAACUCUGCCGUUGUAUGCUGUCUAAUCUAGAUUUAUCUUGUCCGAUCGAAUCUAAUAAACGCCCCUUAAAAGAAUAAUUUUCCAAUUUUCUUUUAUUUGAUUUACUUCGAAUUGCAUUUACAGCUCUAGCAACAUCCUCACACCGCCAGAACCAGUAACCAGAACCCGGGACACUUCUUUGCAGAAGUCCGAUGCAGACCCUGACUGCAAUAGCCUAGCUGUAUCCCAACCUCCACAAUUCUCUUUGGUCCUCUACGAGUCUCAAACCUUAUUCGCCUCUGUCUGUCUGAACAAUCUCCUCGAGACCCACUUCGGUUUGAUAUCUUCUAUAGCCAAAUCUGCAAUUUCUCAUCAAAAUCACAUUUCUUCUUCAUUUCCGGCUUUGAAUUUAGCUGUAAGAGUCGCAUAACAGAAAUGGCCUACUGUUGUUGUACUUCUGCCCCUUCAAGCUUCCAUCACCUGGUCACCAACUUCCCUCCGCAUUCCAAAAGACUCAAGAUUCCUCACCAGAAUAGAUGGCCUGAUGGGACCCAAAGAACUUCCAAAGUUUAUGCUUAUCAUGGCUUGAAGACACCUCCAUACAAACUUGAUGCUUUAGAACCCUAUAUGAGUCAAAGGACAUUGGAGAUGCAUUGGGGGGCGCAUCAUCGUGGUUAUGUGGAAGGUUUGAACAAACAACUGGAGAAGAAUGACGCACUAUAUGGCCUCACCAUGGAUGAACUUGUCAAAGUAACGUAUAAUAAUGGAAACCCAUUACCGGAGUUUAAUAAUGCUGCUCAGGUUUGGAAUCAUGAUUUCUUUUGGGAAUCAAUGCAACCUGGAGGAGGGGACACACCUAAGUUAGGUUUACUUAAGCAAAUUGAAAAGGAUUUUGGUUCCUUCACAAAUUUCAGAGAGAACUUUAUAGAAGCAGCACUUACUCUAUUUGGCUCUGGUUGGGUUUGGCUUGUUUUGAAGAGGAAAGAGAGAAGACUUGAAAUAAUUAAAACAUCCAAUGCUAUUACCCCUCUUGUUUGGGAUGACAUACCCAUAAUCAGUUUGGACGUGUGGGAGCAUUCAUAUUAUUUGGAUUACAAGAAUGACAAGGGAAAGUAUGUGAGCAUGUUCAUGAAUCAACUUGUUUCUUGGGAUGCUGCAACUGCACGCAUAAUGCGUGCCGAGGCUUUUGUGAAUUUAGGUGAACCUAAAAUUCCUGUUGCCUAAAACACCAACAACGAUGGAAGCUUGUUUUGGAAUAUUUAUGCUGCUGAUGGUAGGUCGGUUCUGGUGGAUCUGAAUUUAGUCACGUUUUGGUAAAACGUCCCAGGGUUUUGAAUUCUACUUCUGCACCGCUUAGCUAUUUGCACGAGAGAGUUCGAUGGCAUUGUUGUUUUAGUGUAUUGAGCCGAGGAGAGAAUUUUGCGUCCAACUUAUUCUGAGGGAUGCUGUGUCAAAGCAGCUAUCAACCUAUUAAGGGGUAAAAUAUUUCUAAAAGCAACAAUUGACCGAUAGUUCAAAGAUUAUUAUUUCAUUAAUAUGAUGUAUUACAAAUUGUAUGCAUGGCUCUUCACAUUGGUCUUGUGUACCACAUCAUUUGAUGAUGUGUUACAAAUGGCACACAUGGCUCUAUUUCAUUGGUUAUGUGUACCACAUUGUUUGUACACGACAUGUACUGAAAAUUUUCUCUAUACUUCUUUAAGAAAAAUACCAUUAACAUUC
Molecule: messenger RNA, 1717 nt
Organism: Ziziphus jujuba (common jujube)
Lineage: Eukaryota; Viridiplantae; Streptophyta; Magnoliopsida; Rosales; Rhamnaceae
Product: superoxide dismutase [Fe] 3, chloroplastic
Exons: 8
Coding region: 434-1222 (262 amino acids)
Biological process (GO): superoxide metabolic process
Cellular component (GO): chloroplast nucleoid
Molecular function (GO): metal ion binding; superoxide dismutase activity
Source: RefSeq, a predicted model, not a curated record